Molecule: messenger RNA, 2136 nt
Organism: Peronospora belbahrii
Lineage: Eukaryota; Oomycota; Peronosporomycetes; Peronosporales; Peronosporaceae
Source: the annotation of a GenBank genome assembly
AUGAAUAGCAAUGAACCCACGCGUGUGCAAACGCGCCUGACAAAGGAAAGUGGUCCAAAGGUGACAGGAUUAGCAAGUGAAACAAAGAUUGGUGGUACAUUUACAACAACACCUAAUCCGCCCUUUGUGACGGCACGUGUGGCUGUAUAUGAUCGUAUUAUGGCCGAGCAAAAGCAGCAAUUGGAGGCACUGGCGGCCAAAGAGACACUUAUUAAGAUUACGCUACCUGAUGGUGCCGUAAAGGAGGGAGUGGCUUGGAAAACGACACCUUUAGACGUGGCACUAGGAAUCUCACAGGGUCUGGCCGAUCAGGUCGUUGUCGCUCGCGUCACUUAUCGCGGCAAACCAGAGGACCCCUUCAGUGUUACGGCUGCAGACGUGGACGGCAAUGAGGCUAGUGAUAAUGCUCGUGAUACAUGCUGUGGUGCUGUGGCCGACAAGUCUGAGCUCUGGGACGUCUUCCGUCCCCUUAUUGGCGACUGUAGACUGGAGCUGCUUAAGUUUGACGACCAAGAGGGCCGCAUGGUCUUUUGGCAUUCGAGUGCUCACAUAUUGGAGAGUGAUCUGAGCGACAUUGAAAAGGCCUGUCAGAAGGUAGUGAAGGACAAGCAAAAAUUUGAGCGCAUUGUGCUUACCAAGGAGGAGGCACUUGAGAUGUUUGCUGACAACGUCUUCAAGACGCAGAUUAUCUCCACUAAGAUCCCGGACGGAGGCAAAACAACGGCUUACCGCUGCGGCCCGCUUAUUGACCUGUGUCGUGGUCCGCACGUACCUCACACGGGCAAAAUCAAAGCUCUGGCCGUCACACGCUCAUCGAGCUCGUACUGGCUGGGUAAAACCUGUAACGACACUUUGCAGCGUGUUUACGGUAUCUCGUUCCCAGAUAAGAACAAAAUGAAGGAGUGGAAGCAUCUUCAGGCCGAGGCCGCCAAGCGUGACCAUCGUCGUCUCGGUGUUAGCGAGGAGCUCUUUUUCUUCCACUCGUUGAGCCCUGGUAGUGGUUUCUGGCUGCCGCACGGUUCUGCCAUCUACUUCAAGCUGCUCAAGUUCAUUCGGGAGCAAUACCGCGAGCGUGGAUAUACUGAAGUGAUUACGCCCAACAUUUUUAACAUGGAGUUGUGGAACAUCUCGGGUCACGCUCAGCAUUAUAAGGACAACAUGUUUGUUUUCGAUGUGGAGGGACAAGAGUACGCGCUGAAGCCCAUGAACUGCCCAGCUGCUUCGCUGAUGUUCAACUUCCGUCAGCGCUCCUACCGUGAGCUGCCCAUCCGUUUCGCAGACUGCGGCGUGCUACAUCGGAAUGAGCUGAGUGGUGCCCUAACGGGCCUUACGCGUGUGCGUCGCUUUCAGCAGGAUGAUGCUCACAUUUUUUGUCGUGACGACCAGAUCCAGAAAGAAGUGCUGGAUUUUCUCACCUUUAUGAAGUACGUAUACGACGUGUUCGGCAUUGAGUUUAACCUGGAGCUGUCAACGCGUCCCGAGAAGGCUAUGGGCGAGUUAGAACAGUGGGAGCGUGCUGAGAAGCAGCUUGCUGCAGCUCUUGACGAGUUUGUUGGCGCAGGCAAGUGGGUAGUCAACCCAGGCGAUGGCGCUUUCUACGGUCCGAAGAUUGACAUCAUGAUCACAGAUGCGCUAAAGCGUCAGCACCAGUGCGCCACGGUGCAACUCGAUUUCCAGCUGCCGAUCCGUUUUAACCUAAAAUAUCGUACGGACGAUGCGGAAAAUUUUAAGCGCCCGGUGAUCAUUCACCGUGCCAUUUACGGGUCACUGGAGCGAUUUGUUGCUGUUUUGGUAGAACACUACGCCGGUAAGUUCCCAUUCUGGCUAUCGCCACGCCAGCUCCUCGUGGUCACGGUGGGCGCUGCCUUUAUCGAUUACGGUUACGAGGUUAAAGACGCAAUGUUUCGCGCCGGAUUCGAUGUGGAUAUCGAUGACACGGGCAAGACGUUAAACAAGAAGAUCCGUGAGGGGCAAAUGGCCCACUACAACUUCAUUCUGGUGGUAGGCGCACACGAGAAGGAGGCACGCUCAGUCAAUAUCCGUACCCGUGACAAUAAAGUGACAGGUACGAAGACGCUGGAGGAGGCCAUCGCCCUGUUCAAGAAUUUGGAGAUUACCAAGGCAGCUGAUGAGUAA